Messenger RNA from Camelina sativa (false flax), 760 nucleotides. RefSeq names its product small ribosomal subunit protein uS10y. Gene Ontology annotation, cellular component: small ribosomal subunit; ribosome. The record is from RefSeq and is a predicted model, not a curated record. Gene Ontology annotation, molecular function: structural constituent of ribosome; RNA binding. Gene Ontology annotation, biological process: translation. Lineage: Eukaryota; Viridiplantae; Streptophyta; Magnoliopsida; Brassicales; Brassicaceae.
AUUGUGAUUUUUGUGAGCAACGGAUAGAAGAGUUUUCUCUGAUGUAUCGAUGAGCUGGAAGCACACCGACGACAAAACCUUAGGUUUCGUUAUUAGUUUUCGCGAGACAGUUGACGAAAUCCAUUUCGAUUCGUGGUGUGGGCGUUGACAAAGUUAUAAAGAUUCGGGUCCUUCCUUCCUUGCAGCAAAACGCCGUCGAGCUUCGUUCGUCUCCUCAGAAGAAGAAGAAGAAGCUGAGCUGAAAAUAUGGCUUACCAAGCAAUGAAGCCAACUAAGGCUGGUUUGGAAGAACCACUUGAGCAAAUUCACAAGAUCAGGAUCACUCUCUCCUCCAAGAAUGUUAAGAACUUGGAAAAAGUGUGCACUGAUUUGGUUCGUGGAGCUAAGGACAAGAGACUGAGAGUUAAGGGACCAGUGAGAAUGCCCACCAAGGUUCUUAAAAUCACUACCCGAAAAGCUCCUUGUGGUGAAGGAACCAAUACUUGGGACAGAUUUGAGCUUAGGGUUCACAAGCGUGUGAUUGAUCUCUUCAGCUCUCCUGAUGUUGUCAAGCAGAUCACUUCCAUCACCAUUGAACCUGGUGUUGAGGUCGAGGUCACCAUCGCCGACUCGUAGAUCUACCCUUCUUCUGUUUUUUUUUUUUGCUUAUCUCUUUUGGAAGAAACAAUCUUUUGGAAUGUUUUUGUUGUAGUGAAACCUAAGUUCUUGUGUUUUCUUUAACUGAAUAGAUUUUUGAAGAUUGAUAUUAUAAUUACUCUCA